AGGCGCCGGAGCAGAGCAUGCCAGGACAAACGGACGGACGUGGCCCGACGGACGAACGUACCUUACUGAGAAAGGACUCCCCUGGUCUUUGUAAAAGCCAGUUCCUCGCGAGACACUGUUUGACGGACAACGAGUUGGGAUUGUGUUUAAAAAGUUUAUCGUCGACGAGGACUACAAACCGAAUUUUUACUCCAGGUAUAUGGAGAAAUGUUUCACCAGGCGUGAGGACAUUCUCGAAUCUAAACGGCGUAAACUUUAAUUGUGUAACGAACGAACUUAAAAUGGCCUCGCAAGAAACUGCUAACACCGCGGCCGAGUCUGCCACGGACCGCAAAGAAAAUAUGGUAAAGUCAAACGCAACAUUACCACCCGGCUUUCGGGCGCGACCGCAAGGUCCACCUGGAUCACCAAGAAACCCCCUAAAUAAUGGCCCUAUAGGACAACCACGGCCAGGAGGACAGCCGCCGCCGCACAUCCGUUUCGACAGUCGUGCUCCACUCAGACCUUCCGGCCCCGGUCAAAUAAUACAACUGAGACCAUACGGACAGCCAAGGCCGCCGGGGAACCAAUUGUCUCAAAAACUACCUCAGCAGGCUCAAAAUCCGCCUAUCGUGUUGAAUCCACGUUUCGCCCCGUCUCCGAUCAAUAAUAGGACCGGUCCGCAACAAAGACCUAGAUUGCCGCAACCUGGCAAUUUUCAAGGUCAACAAUAUCAAAGAAACGCGCAGCAACCCCUGCAACCGGGUUUCGAGCAUUCGCCGCCGCCGCCGCAGACACGGAACCCGGACAUUCUUGCUCGACCGCAAGAAAUCGCGCAGAGGCAACUGCAACGAAAUGAAUCGUUGUUGAGCUUCCCGCCAAGUCCGUUGACCCAGAAAGAAAACCGAAAACCCCCGGUUCCGCGAAUAGUGGUCGAAAGGAUGGCCGAUGUCGAUAACGCCAGGAAGCUGCAGCAGAUCGAGAAUUCCGUCCCGAAGGAAAAGAUCCGCGAAACCACGGAGAACGAUGAUGACGACGACGUCGUUGUGGACGGCAAGAAGUCGCCUCGUCCAGACUCUUCGAAUGAAUCGGUGGAAUCCAGGGCGGGGAACAAAGAGACUACACAAUCGCCGAGGAGACCGGAAACUGCUACGAUAAAUGGGAAAAUGGACGUGAAACCCAAAAUCGAGGAUGUAGAAGAACUUCGUGGCAAAACGGACGCAAAAAUCAUGGAUAAUGUCAUAGAAAAAAUGAACGAUAAAAUGGAUUCCAAGCCCAAAGAUAAGAUUACAGAGGAAAUUAACGAUAAAGUGGACACAAAAAUGAAAGACAAGACUGCAGAAGAAUUAAGCGAUAAACAUAUAAACAAUAUUGCUGCAAGUGCUAAACCUGACGUGUUGGAAAAUGGGACGUGUAAAAUCGAAUCUGCGAAAAACUUCGCUGGAAUUAAAAACGGUUUGUCUUCUCCGAAGCUUGAACCACGCGCAGAGAGUUCUGAUAAGCAAGACAAAGCGGAAGACAAAGGGGAGCAGAAGGAAUCGGCACAUAAAACGAUCGAAAAUGAAAAUAUUAACGAGAAGGUGGAUGCGGGAAAAGAACUUCGAUCGGAAGAGGAAAAGAGAAUAGCUUCUCCAAUGCCUGAGGUUAAAGACGUUAAAGCAAGCGAGUCAGCUGCGAAGUCCUCGAACGAAGACAAACAGAACGAGCAGGAAUUAAAUACAAAAUCCCCAGAUAAAUCCGUAGCGCCUACGCCAAUUGAUGCGAACCAGAAUCAGAAAGAGCAACAGCUGAAGACACCCUCCAAGUCUCCAGACAAAUCUCGAUCUAGUACGCCGACCGAAUCGACCGAGAAACAGAAAGAUGAAUUAAAGACACCAUCUAAGUCGGCGGACACUUCUCGCUCGACUACGCCAAUGAACAACAAUCAGGUGGGACAGUUGAAGACACCUUCGAAAUCCCCAGAGAAAUCGCGCGCGAGUACACCGGCCGAUGUGAAACCAAGCGAAAACGAAGAGGAAUCGAAAGAAUUGAAUAAAACACCGGUUAAGUCCCAGGCUUCCACACCAGCGGAAGCCAAUGAAGUUAAAGGCGCCUCUGAAUCCAAAUCAAACGAGAGUAAACCAGCAGAAGCGAGCGACGAUAAAAAAGCGCAAGAACCGAAGACAAUGGAUGAAAGUGUAGAUAAAAAAGUGGAACACGCAUUGGAAGAAAAGUCUCAACGGGAAGAAGAACCUAAAGCUUCCAUGCAAAUGUCUGAAAAGUCAGAGGAACAUUUAAAUGAAAAACAAUCGAGAGAUUCUGCGGUGGGUGCUUCCGAAGAGUCCAGCAAAACAACAGAAGAAAGUGAGAAAGAAAGCGUUAGGAAACCGGUACAAGAUAAUUUAGAACCGAAAACAAUUAGCCCCAGUGCAAGUUCCUCUCCUGCAAAAGAAACAAGCCCCAGUGCAAGUCCUGCUUCCGUGGAAGCAGCAAGUCCGAGUGCAAGUGCCACUUCUAUAAGAGAAGCAAGUCCAAGUUCCGCUUCUACGAAAGAAGCGAAAACGUCUCCGACGCCGUCCGAGAGCCAAGGAAAAUUGUUGGCAACAGAAUCGAUCUUGUCCACCCCGAAAUCGCCUGAAGAGAGCGUUAAAGGAUUCGACAACGGUCAAAGAAGAUCGUUAUCGCCGAAAUCACCGGCGUUGUCCAGUCCUCAGUCGCCGCUUUCCCCUAAGUCACCAACCAUCAGUGAGAAAUCCGUGGUGCACGAAAAGAAAAAAGCUACUUUCGUUGAAAGUUCGGAUGAGAAAGAAGUAAACGACGAGAAAAAGACCCGAUCGAAACCGUCCACGCCGAGAAUUCAACGAGCACCCACGCCUGCUCACGUAGAUGAGAAAUCGGGAAAGAAGACUGUAACAGCAACGACAGGUAUUGAAAAUGGCAAUGCAAUGGAAGACUCGUCGCAACCUAAUGCGAUACCAGCAACAAAUGGAGUGGAAGAUUCGCCAACGAAAAAGUCACCCUCCAAAUCCAAGGAUGCGGAUAAAAGAUCGACAGCUGGGUCGCCCGUAAAGUCACCGAAUAAAUCGAUUAAAUCAUUACCACGGACGCCAGAAACACCAUCAUCGACAGCUGGUCAGGAGAAAAAGAAAGUGCCCAUGAACAAAGUUCAAGUGGGCGCAGCACCAUCUCCGAAUUUGAAGACAGUACGAUCGAAAAUCGGCUCGUUGGAGAAUACUAGCUACAAGCCAGGUGGUGGUAACGUGAAAAUAGAAAAUAGAAAGCUCGAUUUCAGCAAGGCACAACCGAAGAUCGCCGCGAAAAACGAGAAAUACACACCUAGCGGAGGCGAUAAGAAGAUCUCUCAAGUCAAACUCCAAUGGAAUGCAAAAUCAAAAGUCGGAUCAUUGGAGAACGCAACACACAAACCUGGCGGUGGCGAUAAGAAAAUAGAAACAGUGAAGCUCGACUUUAAGGACAAAGCGAAGUCAAAAGUUGGUUCCAAAGAUAACGCUAAACACGUGCCUGGAGGCGGUAACAUCAAAUCAUCGGCAACGCCUCCUAAGACGCCACAGGAUACAAGCAAUGACAUUCAAACACAAAAAAUUGAUAUCAAGGCUGAGAGCAAAAUUGGAUCUAUGGACAACGUGAAACAUAGACCAGGCGGCGGCGAUAAAAAGAUUUUCAACGACAGGGAUUAUCUUCGACAAAGUGGCUCGAACGUGGAAAGCCUCUGCGCCAGUGGAUCACAGAGCCCCGUGCCCCCUGGCACGAUCACCGCCGUCAAGAACAAUCUGCCUACUUCGGACGAGAACCUCAAUCAAGAAUGCUAGAUCACGAAAAUAAAAAACACACACACACGACCGCUAAACUCGCUUCUCGUGUCAUUUGCGUCUAAUUAAUCACCCAUAUUUUUCUACCCCGAUGGUUGGAUCAAAGGGCUGCGUUCGUCCCGCGUUCGAAGGGUCGAAACGAUAUACGUAUGAGGACGAACAAGCGAUCGAGUUAAUUUCUUCAAUCCAACAUCGCGAAACGAACAUUGUACCGCUGCUAAAAGUUAGGUACAAUGCGAGCAAGUUUAUGAUCCUUAAACACCGCCGCUGUUUCGAAAGAAUCACGACUGCAACAAUUUUUCCGUGCCAUAACGAAAAAAAAGAGAGAAGAAAAGAGAGAGAGAGAGAGAGAAACUUUUCUACAUGAUGUUGUGAUUUUAAUCGACAGAGAAAAGCGCUGUGAGGGGCGGAAGGGGUGUCUUCUUCCUCGUACGUGCGCGCCCUUCCGAUCGAUAAACGUGUACGUACGAUGUACACGUGUGGUACGUGACUAGCGUGAUACGGCAACCAUCUAUAUACGUACAUACGUGACAACCAGUCGUUUCUUCGUCACACGAAAAUAUCUGACGCAUUUAUUCACUAAGUAUUCGUCAUUGCAUCGUUGAUUUGCAAUCAUUCGUUUCUCGACACACAUUGUGUUGGCCGUUCGCCAAAGAACGAAGUGAACGUUUUAGGAAAGGAAAUCUAAAACAUUAACCCUCGUCCGCCCCUUGUACUAAUUUGACACUGUGCGGUGUAUACGAUAUAAAAGACCGCUGCACAUUGAUUCAUUUAUAACCGAAUGCACAGAAAUUUCAAUUUUUUCGAUUUUGAAUAAAGGAAUUUAUCAAUUUCGCUAUUUAUUUAUUUUCAAUGAGAGAAUUUGUCAAUUUUAUUGCUUAUUUAUUUUUAAUAAUAGAAUUGGGAGAACGGACUUCUCAAUUUCACUUUAUCUUUCCGUGUAUUGAUUUUUUACCGUUGCGUUAAUUGGUCAGCGAAGGGUAAAUUAAGUAGGAAAAAUGAAAGAUGGAUGAGGGUUAAUUGAACGUUGUUGGAAUGAGAGGGGACAGCUUGCGAUGCUUUUCAGAUUGCAAAAAUGAUAACUUUUCGUACAAACGAGCAAUACUAUUCAUCUCAUUGUAGAGAACUUGACACAGUUGUUGCACUCAAGACUGCAAAUCACUAAUUACUAAGCCACUGCGGAUCUUUAUGCAUUUUGAAACCGAUGAAAACCGAAAAAAAUCAGUAAUGCUUUUAACAUUCAAACUAUUAUUUCGAUUAACUUAAUAUACCGAAAGAAUUAACUUGAGAGGUGACAUUUCAUUUCAUUUCGAAUUCCCCAAAGUUUCUCUAUAAAAAUGUAAAUUUGCAUAAACAUCCGCAGUUAACUAAUUACACACGUGGUUCUAUAAAUUUUUAUAAAGCUUUCACUUUGUUAUAAAACUACGUACCUUGACAACAGGAAAAUAUUUAUAAUAAGGUCACGACACCUUUACUUACAGUUUAAUGUAACGCGACAUGAACAUUGCAUUUACAAGGCCCAUUCUUUCCAAUGACAUUUUUCCGAUCUGAAAAGGAAACGCGAUAACGUGAUACGCUUAGAUAUUAGGGAAAAGCAAAUUCUUAUUUCUCAUGAUGGUCUGGAAACGAUCGCGUCCCUACAAGACAAACAUAAGACACGUAACGUAACUUGCGAAUCGCAUAACAACACGAACUCAAUGUUCAAAACGAUUAGUAACGUGACUCAUAGCCCGAGGGUAGGUGUAUUUUUGUUAAUAUUAUGUAAUAAUAGAAAGAAAUUUCGAUGCUAUUUCCGACAUGCCAAUAAUACAAAGCUUUGUGUGUGCUGUAACAAUAAAACCAAAAUAUAAUGCUAAAUAACGAACAACUUUGAAAGCAAUAGAGAACGAUGCGACCAUUUGCGUAUUAACCAGACUGCAGAUUUUUAUGUGUUUAUAAUGGUAUAAAGGUCGUCUAAAGGGUACUCGUUCUGGACUAGAGAAAUGAAAAUAUAUUUAAAAAUCCGCAGUCUAAUAUAACGACAAUUACAUUAAAUUUCCGCUUUUUUAUGACACAUUCGCACACACUUUUAGCGUGCACGUAACACGUAAAGAAUGUACUUUAUUUAAAUGACGAUAUACUUUACUCUUAAUGAACGAAUGAGGGACAGAAUAAUCUGUAGCACGGUACCAGUUAUUUACGGUAUAAUAAAUAUAACAUUUUGUCGUCUGAGUAAACAGUCUUGUAGUUCUAAUUGAACGUGCAAGGUAGCGAGUGCUCAAUAUAUAGCGAACUCCUAAAAUCAUCCGUCUUAAAGUGAUUUUAUUUCACACUGUUAUCUUUAUUCUAGACACUUUAAAAUUAUUCAGAUAGCACGUAUGGCAAAUGUAAAUAUUUUUUACAAUCAUUGAGCCAUAAAUACAUAUGAUAAUAUUAUAAAUUCAAUUAUAUUGAAUUACAAAGAAUUUAUUUAUUUAUUUUUAUUAUUUAAAUUACGAAAGAUUUUGCUUUUUUUGUUUCUUUUUUUCUUUUAAUUAAAUUGAUUCCUGUGUAGAUCAAAGCUGCAUUUCAAUGAAAAUGGUACUGCAAUGUACCUUCAGGGUAUACAGGGUUAUAGAUACUGAUUUUUGAAUGUUAAACCACGUUUCAAGAAUUCAGCUCCGAGAUCUUCCGAGUUCAAAUUUUUAUAAGAAAGUUCAUUGUGAGACGUGAAUAAAUUUUAUGGAUUCGCUAUAUCUCUUGUCUACUAAUUUGCGCGACAAAUGUUCUAGAUUUACUGUCGCAAAUAAGAAAGAUGAUAUUAACUGAGUGGUUUAAAGACAAUUUAUACUAAACUUGAAGGAUGAGUUAUGGAUAUUACGUUUGAACGACUAGAAAAUUGCGGAGAAUUUAAACACUGUAUGUGCAAUGAUCACUAGAUUAUGCAUUGUAGCACAAUGGAUUUUAUGCAUUUAUAGUAUACCCAGUGAUCUAAGAUUUCGUGGAAAUUUUAUGUGGAACAACUUUCAUUUUAUUUAUUUAAAAAAGAUUUUAUUUACAUCCCCAUCAAAGCAUCACUGAGUCGAAAGAUUUUUGUAGUUUAGUUCAUAAGAGUCUAUAUUUGCAUAAAUAUCCGCAGUCUAAUGAUCACUCACCUACUCGCCUACUUCCGGGUUAAAGCCAGAUACUUCGUGUUUAGAAUAGUUGAGAUUGUAGAGGACACAUUGUAUAUGGUGAUGCAUACAUUUUUCGGCUAUAAUUGUGCAAGUGCUGCUCUUGCCCUGCUAAUUGUAAGUAUAUUCUGACUUUAGUCACACAAAUGAGCAUAUAAAGAAGUAUGAAUUAACAAUUGCGAAUGACGAUGAUAUUAUUCUAUCGGAAAAUGAUAGAUUAUGAACAGACUGCGGACUUUUGUGCAGAAUCACAGUUUUCCGACGAAAUUUCAAGAAACAGAAGUUAGAGGGAAAUUAAUUUCUACUUGGAAUUCUCAUUUUUGAAGUUUUUACUGUUUUACAUUUCACACGCUUCCGUUUGUCGUAAACGCAGAAAAUUCGCAGCCGAAUUACAAAACGCGCGUUGUCGUUUAAAACGAAACAAAUUGAUUAUUAUUGUGCAUCACUGUUAAUCAAAAGCAUGUGCGGAGUAUACGAUAAUAGAGCAAACUGUACGAUUAAGUUCAAGGUGUGUAGUGGAUAAAAACGUAACGAUUGUGAUUGUAUAUUCGAGAAGGAGUUUCCAAUAAAACUAUGUUUUAUCUUCUAAAUAUUUUCUCGAGGAAGAAACGCUGUUCUUAUGUACGCUCCGUACAUGAUACAAUACGCUUGGACGAUUCUUACAUUCCUUGUUACUUGUCAUUUCCGACUGCGGAUUUUUAUGCAUUUACAACUUACGAAGAUCCUUAAAAAGAAAAAGAAGUAAAAAAGUGUUUCAUUUUCUUACAUGAUUUUUAAUCUAUGAAAAUAUAAUCCUAUUUUAUUUGAAUAUUACAAUUACUGACGCAAGUGUAAUGGUUACAAUAAUUAAUAUUGACUAUAAUAGAAUUUUAUAUAAAAAUCCGUAAUCUACAUAUUUAUCUGCGGAUUUUUAUGCACUUAUAACUCGUAAAGAUUAUUACGAAAACAUAAUACAUUUUUGUGAAAUGGAUUAAUUAUAGUCCAAGUGACUUUCAAAUUAUUGAAGAUAUUAGGUUUUAGUUUACCUAUGGUUAUCUAUAUAUCUAUGUAUAAAUUUCCAUAAACAUCCGCAGUCUAUUCAUUAUAUUUGUUUAAAUAGCUUGCUUUAAUUCUCAGACUAUCAAAGGCAAAAUUGAAUUUAUUUUUUAUCUGUGACUAUCAUUCAUAGUGAUUAUUAUUUGUGAUACUCACUUGAUAUUGAAAAUUUGAAAGUCCAAUAUGUUGUGUAGACUUAUAAUUACUAGUACCGAUUUUAAAAUGAAAUAUGUAACUGUUCAUAAUUAUUAUAAUACUCUGAGAAUUAAUAGUAAGGGUAUACUCACCUAAUGGCAAAUACGAUAAUCUAUAAUCAAGUCUAAUGAUAAAUGAAUACAAAAAGUUCCCUGUAGGGACGAUGUUGAUUAAAAGAGUUGUAACAUAUGCAAUUAUCUGUUUUAAUGUUCCAUAUUCUUUGCACAAUGUAUGCAUAAAAACAUUCUUUGGAGGUGAUGCAAUUAUUAAUAUUAAGUUUAAUGUCGAUUAAUAUUUCGUUACUUUCAAGAUUCAACCUAAGAAAGUAUUAAGAAAUAUUUCAGCCAUUUUACAAGUUUAACCCUUGAUAGGGUUAGUUUACAUUGUUAAUUAACAACUAACAAGGAAAGUUCGAUAACCCGGCAAUUCAGAAACUUACGAAACUUUGUAUGUAAGUAGAGUAAGUCAAGGCUUAUACAUAUUUCACUUUGAAGGAGUUAACUUUCACGUUUCAAUUUUGCAAUUUUAUAUACGCGAAGGAACAGUGUAUUAUUCGUUUAAACUUGUUUUCAUCAUAAAAGAAAAAUUUACUUUUUUUUUAAGGGGCGGUUUUACCCCUUCAAAGUAAAAUUCGGCACGAAAAAAAUCUCACAAUAUAUAAACCUUGACCCACUCUACUUACAGACAAAGUUCCAUAAGUUUUUGGAUUUCUAGGUUCGAUAACUUCCCUUGUAAGGAACGUUAAUUGACCAUUUUUAUCUAUACAUUUCUGUUUGUUCAAGCUAUCAAUUCCAUUAAUAUCUAAGGUAACUAACAAAAAUAAAUUGUUCCUUUUUCAUUACGAAAUUAAAUUUAGAAAUUAAAUAUUAAAUGUGUUUGGAAUUAUCGGGACUGAGCUGAAUCUUUUGGUGUUCUAACACACUAAUUCGUAGACUGCGGAAGUUUAUACAAAAUUGCACUUUUACAACUAAGUACCGAAAAUAUAAAAUAAAAUGGAAUAUUAUUUCUGAUAUAUUAAUACAUUGAUUAGAUUAAUAACAACAUAAAAAGAACUAAAAUUUUAUUCAAACUUUUAUUUUAUUGUUUUUUUUUCUUAAUUUUUGUAAGCUAUAAAUACGUAAACACUUGUAGCCUAAUAAUCAGUAAACAGGUCUUUAUGAAUUUAUAGCAUGAGCAAAUUUGUAAAAUACAAUAAAACGUGUAUAUUAACAAAAAUCAGCAGAAAUUAUUUCCUUAUUCUAAUUUUUAUAAAUUUGCAUAAAGAUCCGUAGUUUACUAAUUAAAAAAAUAAUAGUUCAGUGAAUGUAAAAUUCACAGAUAAUUUGUCAUACUUAUACUUCGUAACACAAUUUGAAAAUAAAACAGAUAAAUAUAUACAAAACAGAAGAAAGGUCACCAGAAAUGCUAUAAUAAUUUCUAGUCAUUUGAGAUAAUUCAACAAACUUGAAAUUAAUAAAUUACUUUUCCUACUCGUUGUUAAAAUUUUUUAACUGCGUAUAUCCGAAACGCGAAGAUUUAUAGAAGCGCAAUUCGGAGUGAAUUAAAGUAAUAUAGUGAACAUUGUACGAUGAUACACUUCGACAUUGCAUGGUUUAUAUUAGUACAGACAUUGAUUCGAUAAAAUACAAGAAUUAUUUGUCGAAUAAACACGAAAACGAAGAACUAUUGAGAAAUGAAAUGGAAUUUGAAUGACAAGUUACCUUGUCAUUCCCAGCGAAAGGGUUUUUAAGUUUAAUUAAAAGAAUUAUAUUGGAUAAAAUAUAAUGCGCAAUCUGUAGUAAAGAAACGCUAAUAGAAUUAAAAUGGAUUACUAUUACUAAGAACAAAACUGUGCUUAUUUCAACGGCUAUUUCAUAUGUUACAACACAUGUAUUCCAAUUUGUCAGUCGUUUUCCAUAAUUAAAAUUUAAUAAAUGGAGCAUUGUUAACAUAAGCUUUAAGAGAUUACAUAUACCUAGUUACAAAUAUAAUGUUAUAUUUCAGAAUGAUUUACAAGUAUAAAGUUAGAUUUUAUUGAGCAAUUAUUAUUACAAGUAGAAAUUUUAUAAUUUUAAUAGUAAUUUUUGAGAAUAUCGUUGGAAAGUUUUUGGAAAUAGUAGGAACGAAGUGAUUUAUAUGAAAUAAGAUUUUAAAAUUGACUUUUGCAAUGAACCAUAAAUAUAAUAAUUAUUAUUAUUAUUUAUAGAAUAAUUUUUAAUAGUAUCCUACGACAGAUACAGAUGAAACAUUUAAAAUAUCAAAUAAUGUUUACUUUUAAAUAUAUCCAAUGAUUUUCUUUAUGCCUAUAUGCAAUCGUUAUUCUUACAAACAUUUCAAUAAAAUUUUUAAGGAGGAUGCUUCCAAAAUGACAGAUUUACAUAAAUAUAUUUUUGAAACAUUGAUUGAUUUUGUCUGUAUAGGUGUAUGUAAACUCUCGACGCAAUUAAACAGAUGUUACCCGGAUAUAACAGCGAGAAUGUUUCUGAGAAAUAAUUCAUACGCGACACGCAUUGUUGACUUAUUUCAAAAGCGCCGAUUCACGAUGAAUUUAUUUUGUCAUGUGGAUUAUUUACAUGAACUUGGAUCACUAGAGAUCCUAAUUAAACCUCAUUGUCAGAAGAGAAAAAAAA
Molecule: messenger RNA, 10758 nt
Organism: Nomia melanderi (Alkali bee)
Lineage: Eukaryota; Metazoa; Arthropoda; Insecta; Hymenoptera; Halictidae
Gene: tau
Product: microtubule-associated protein tau
Biological process (GO): neuron projection development; microtubule cytoskeleton organization
Cellular component (GO): neuron projection
Molecular function (GO): microtubule binding
Source: RefSeq, a predicted model, not a curated record